UGCGCAAGCGCAGCCCGGGUGACGAAGAUGGUGCUCAUCAAGGAAUACCGUGUAGUGUUGCCAGUCUCUGUGGAAGAGUAUCAAGUAGGGCAGCUGUUCUCUGUGGCUGAGGCCAGCAAAAAUGAGACGGGAGGAGGAGAAGGCAUCGAGGUGCUGAAGAACGAACCUUAUGAGAAGGAUGGGGAGAAGGGACAGUACACACAUAAAAUUUACCAUCUAAAGAGUAAAGUCCCAGGGUAUGUGAAGAUGAUCGCACCAGAGGGAGCUUUAGUUUUUCAUGAAAAGGCUUGGAACGCCUAUCCAUACUGUCGCACAAUUGUGACGAACGAGUACAUGAAGGACGACUUUAUGAUAAAGAUCGAGACAUGGCACAAACCAGACAUGGGAACAAUAGAAAAUGUCCAUGACCUGGAUGAGCAGACGUGGAGGACUGUGGAGGUGGUUCCCAUAGACAUCGCAAACAAUGAAGAGGUGGCACCUGGGGACUAUAAGUCAGAAGAAGAUCCAGCUCUUUUCCACUCAGACAAGACAGGCAGAGGUCCUCUCAGCCCUGAAUGGAAGAACGAGCUGAAGACAGACUGUCCGUACAUGUGUGCGUACAAACUGGUCACUGUCAAGUUCAGAUGGUGGGGUCUGCAGACCAAAGUGGAGGGUUUCAUCCACAGGCAAGAAAAGCGUAUUUUCACCAACUUCCACCGCCAGCUGUUCUGCUGGAUCGACAGAUGGGUGGGGUUGACCAUGGAGGACAUCAGGCGGAUGGAAGAGGAGACCCAAAAAGAGCUUGAGGAGAUGCGUCAGAAGGGAGAUGUCCGAGGCACGUCUGCGACAGACGAGUAGAGGCCGGCCACUGUAGGUCAAUCUCUAGAGGCAGGCUGACUGCGUAAAACAGGUCCGAUUCGAGGCACCAGUGCUGCUCAUGAGCAAUGAGGCAAAUCAACCAAACCCUGUCAUGAUGAUGUCAUCAGAGACACGCCCACCACCACCACGCUGAUGACGAGGAAGCGGCCCUGCCGUCGCCCUCUUCUCCUGUCUGUCUCACAUGAUUCAUUGGGGGGUUUGACACGAUUGGUUAACAGUACUGUACAGCUCCUUACCCCGAUCACAAGCCUCCCGUUCACUCAGAAAAAAAAGAAAAAAAAAACAUGGUUUUGCAUACAUAUAAAAAGAAAAAAAAACUCUUUGCACAGAACGUAACUUGCCUGAUAUGUAAUUGUUAGUUGAUUAUUACAAUGGGCUUUGUUUUUAUUCAGCUGUGUAAACUGGGACUCAGAAAGUCAAGCCUUUUAAAAUAAUUAGAAUGUUGUUUUUAGACCAACCGGUUCCCUUUCAAAUUGGUGUAAGACUUUAGCAGGUAUUGGACCAUGUAUCUCCCCUCUUUUCCUUGUAUUAUAACUGUCUGUCUCUACUUUAUUCCUCGUCUCUCCCCUCAUUAUAAUCUCGUCCUGGUAAAUUUGUCUGGAUCUCCUUCCCUUUUGUCUCACCCUCCCCUCUGUCUGGCAGUUGGUCGGGAUGUUUUUCUUUCAUUUCGAGGCGAUCCAUGCCUGUUUUUCAAAGUCGACGCAAAUUUAAUGCAUGAUGGGUAAUUCUCUGCUAUUGUUUCACAUUUUCAAACAUGCACACCAGGCCUCCUCCCCCUCCCUCCUUCGUCACAAGUGCAUGUGAGAACAACAACAGCUCCUCACUUUAAACUGUCAUUGCAUGUGUACAGUCAGUGCAAUGCAGCUUUUGCUCAAGUGGAUUGAUGAAAGAGUGCUCCUCGGUGCCCUCUAGGAGAGUCUGUACAAUACACCUGUGUGUUAGCGCGUGCAUCUGUGUGCUUGUUUGUGCGAUCAAACUGCCUUCGCUCUUUUAAGGACUUUUGAGACCGAGACGGAAAAGAGGCUUCCAGUCGAACGUGCCUCAUGCUGCCGCUGCAUGUCUUUCCUCCUUUGCUAGGGCUUAACCUGGAAGCUUUUUCUUUUGUAAAACAAAUGAGGAUGAGAGCCUGUGCGUCAUUGCGUGCAUGAAGUAGUUUUUUUUAUAACUCUUAAACUACGGCUUCUCUCAGCGCAAAGCGGUCCAGGCAGAUGUAAACAAGCAUUCUGGGUGUGUAGUCUUUAUUUACACCAUUUAUAGGUAUUUUUUAAAGUUUUCAUCUAUAAAAAAGUAUAAAAUAAGUCAGCCUGAGCUUUUCUCAACUGUUUUUUAGAAUGAAAUGGCUUUAGUAAAGAUAAAAAUAGACUCAUGAUUGGUGUUGGGUGGUGUAGUUUGAGCCUGGUGGCAUCUUUUCCCCGCGUUUUCCUUUGUUUUUGUCCGCUCUCACAGCCGUCUUUAUUUUGAUUCUGUCAGGCUUUAGGUGAAAAUAUUUUGUGGUGUUUUUUAUGAUCAUGGCGUAGCUUAGUGCAUUUACACAGCUUUGUUUAUAUGGUCAUGAAUGAGUGCGUAGGUUUUGUUGUAACCUAUCUAUGCGUGGUUUAAAGAGAGUUAUAAGUGUACUUUAUAAUAGGCCCAUUCUAGAAAUGGACAAACUGUACAUACAAACACUGACUUGAAUGGGGAUGUUCACCGCUACAAGGCGUCGUCAGGUCAUUCAUCCAUACUGUACCGCUAACUUAAAGUAAGUUAUGAAGUUUUCAGACGUCAGCUCUGUGGACGGUGAGCAAUGGGAGCAAGCUUUCCACGUGCUGUCGUCACUAAAACCACGGUUCAACUGUACCUCAUCCAUGCUUUAUGAAUGUACAGAGCAGAGACAGAUGUGUGGAGGUUUGCAGGACGGUGCAGACAUGUUUCACACCUGUACAAGCAUGACAUGGGCCUGUUAGUCAUCAGUACAUGAGGAGAGAUUUAAACGCAUCUGGAUUUUACAGGAGAUGAUACGGGCCAAGAAUAAGAGAAAAAGCAGGAAGAUAUUUGAUUUAUUUUUGCAUUUAGAGAAUAACUGAAUGUGGAGGUUAAAGUCGAGCUUUUAUAGUGACAGUUAUUAACAAAAAGGAAGGACAGUUUUGGUUUUGUAUUUGAAGAAUGAAGUUGGAAUUUGCCAGUGCAAAUUUAUUUGCAUUAUGAUAACAUGGCGGAAAUGUUACCAAAGCAACAUAUGCAGCUUUUUACACCUUUGAAUAAAAGUUUUAAAGUAGAUCUAAAAGUAUGAAAACAUUCAGCAGGGAGAAUGGCAUUGAUCAUGUACCACAGCACUCUAACACUAGCAGUGGGCCAUGGUUCUCUCAUAGCAUAAGUUCAUAAACCAGCCCACAGCUCAAACAAAGCCAGUUAGUCUCAGGACUGUUUGAUAGAACUGCUGAGGCUAAGAGGUGGAAGAGGGCAGGGGCAGAUGAAGCUAAGAAGAGAAAAAUAGUGGCCAAGCAAGGAGCGGGACAAAAAGCAACAAUAUUGACACUAGUAGAGUCAUAUUUGUUCAACAUCCUUGUCUGUCGACGUGGUUCUGUGGCUUCUCACAGCAUCGUAGCCAGUUUCUUUGUGUCAUCAGUGCACAUUGGUAGUUCCCAUCAUUUUUCACUGGAGCCCCCACAAGGACCCAUAGGAAAAAACUGACGCAUUACUGUUGAAAAUCCCCGUUGAUUUUGGCUGUAUUAUCGAUAAAACCUUGCGUCCCAGGGUGCCUGAGCUCUUUUUAGAUACAAAUAGGAAGGCUCAGAGGAAAGGUUAGGGACCACUGCAUUAUGGGUCUAAUCAUGAUUUUUAAAAAGCGUGUACAUGUAAUUUUGACAACCUUGGAGCAGACAAAGCCUCACACCCCUCCUGGGGUCCAAGACCAUGGGUUGGGACCUAAUGGUCUAGGCCUUGGGUCAUCAACUUCAUUUUCAUAAGGCCAGCUUUUUCUUGACCAACGUUGUAGGGGCCAGAUAUUGAAAUAAACUAAAAUAAAAUCAAUAUUUAUGUCUAAUUACAUAUUCUUGUAGAAACAUUAAUAACUCUCCAAAAUUAAUGGAACUUUAAGCCUUUAACAGUGAUAUCAGUUCCUGUCACCUAUACUGCUGCCAGCCACAAGGGGGCGAUUGAGAUAUUUUAGUUACAUAUUUCUUGAGCCCUCUUGAUGUUUGUCACUGAGUUUUAUGCUAAUAUGCUGUGUCUUGAUUGGCCAAAAACACACGCAAGAAACAGAUCUUUUGCAAAGUUUCAGGGGAAAUUGCACUCUCACAGCGCCUUAUGUGGAAAACUGAUGCAAAAAAAUGCAACUUCAAUCAAAAUAACAAUGAUAAGUGUGUGUUUAUCAUGACAAAUUACAGAAAUACCAGUGUGCUUCUGGUCCGAUAAGCUGCUGGGUUAAUGGUUUUAUUUAAAAUUCUGUGAAAAAUCUAAACAAUUGCAUUCCAUAUUUCUGCCCUCUCAAAUUUUCUGAAUUUAUAAUCUGGGGGCCUGAUCUGGCCCCCGGGCCUCCAGUUGAUGACCAUUGGUCUAGGCAUUUUAUGCCAGUGUAGUUGCUCUCAAAGACCUUCAGUGGAUGCCAAAGCACACCAAACUACAUAAUAUUGCUUUAAAGUUGAAAAUCCUACUAAAAUACAACACUUUAGUCCCUGUGCAAGGUCAUAGGAAAAAAGAGAAUUUUGACAUUUAUAAUAAAUGUUGAAAAAUGUCUCCAUACUUGACAUUAUUCUUAAUCGUUAAGCUUCCUAGGAAGCCUAACAGAUCCAUUAUUGAGGAAGAAGAAAGAAAUAAAGCGGAAAAUUCACAAAAAAGAAUUCUUCUCCCUCUGAUUUAUUUUUUUUAUUUUUUUUUUUUUUUGC
This is a messenger RNA of Cheilinus undulatus (humphead wrasse), 4721 nucleotides long. RefSeq names its product phosphatidylinositol transfer protein, beta (gene pitpnb). The record is from RefSeq and is a predicted model, not a curated record. NCBI's taxonomy places the organism in Eukaryota, Metazoa, Chordata, Actinopteri, Labriformes, Labridae. Gene Ontology annotation, molecular function: phosphatidylcholine intramembrane carrier activity; phosphatidylcholine binding; phosphatidylinositol binding. Gene Ontology annotation, biological process: phospholipid transport. The transcript is spliced from 12 exons. The coding region runs from base 28 to 837 and encodes 269 amino acids. Gene Ontology annotation, cellular component: cytoplasm.